This is a messenger RNA of Pseudovirgaria hyperparasitica, 249 nucleotides long. RefSeq lists its product as uncharacterized. NCBI's taxonomy places the organism in Eukaryota, Fungi, Ascomycota, Dothideomycetes, Acrospermales, Acrospermaceae. The transcript is spliced from 4 exons. The record is from RefSeq and is a predicted model, not a curated record. Bases 1 to 249 code for a protein of 82 amino acids. Gene Ontology annotation, cellular component: RNA polymerase III complex; RNA polymerase I complex; RNA polymerase II, core complex. Gene Ontology annotation, biological process: tRNA transcription by RNA polymerase III; transcription by RNA polymerase I; transcription by RNA polymerase II. Gene Ontology annotation, molecular function: zinc ion binding; DNA-directed RNA polymerase activity; DNA binding.
AUGAUUAUUCCGAUCAGGUGCUUCUCUUGUGGAAAGGUCAUUGCUGACCUCUGGGACCGUUACCUCGCACUACUAGAUGAUGGAAGUCCUGAUGGAGAUGCCAUGGAUCAGCUUGGUCUGAACCGGUAUUGUUGCAGGCGCAUGGUCAUGACCCAUGUUGAUCUCAUUGAAAAGCUCCUCAAAUACAAUCCCGCGGAUACCUUUAACCCGCGACGACAAGAAGCAAGCAAACGAGCUCAAGGCCAAUGA